This is a messenger RNA of Gryllus bimaculatus (two-spotted cricket), 7168 nucleotides long. Lineage: Eukaryota; Metazoa; Arthropoda; Insecta; Orthoptera; Gryllidae. The record is from the annotation of a GenBank genome assembly.
UGCAAAGUUCUGAUAGAGGAUAUACCAAAGAAUAAACAACACCUCUUCCAUAGAAGAAAAUCUCUUCCAUGGAUAUACGUCUCGUUCUGUACGCACAGUAGCAUGUUUUGAUCAGUUGGUUUUUGACCUUUAAAUGCUUCCAAAAUAAUUCCCAUGGCUUUGACGACCAACUGAUAUUGAUGUAGAAAGAAAUUUGAAAGAGAUCAUUCAAAUUAAAUGGCUCAAAAAUGCUGACAAGUCUAUUGGCAGUAAGUUUAUUUGCAAGACCCAGUGGAAGGAAAUGAAUCUGAUGGUAACUUGUGGAAAACGUCAGCUUUUGUCAUGUGUCGGUAAAUCGCGAGUCUCCUCCCACUGAUAACACAUGAACAUAGGACGAUAGCAAAAUGAUUACCGGCGAAGUGGACCCAACUUGCAAUCCAGUACAUUUCGUAACACAGGACGGAUGCAAACCUACAUCAGUCUAUCGCGGCGGUGAUCAAGGCGAACCUUCAAAUACCAUUUUCCAAGAGCCAGUGACAGCUGUACAAGAGCAUGAUUGCAGUAGUUUUGAUAUUGUUAAAGCUACACAAUAUGGAUCACUUGCACGAUGUCGGGAACUCAUUGAAGCAGGUUAUGAUGUUAAUCAGAGGGACAGUGAAACUGUUACAUUACUGCAUUGGGCAGCAAUUAAUAAUAGACGUGACAUCAUCCGUUAUUAUAUUAGCAAAGGAGCUGUUGUUGAUGCUGUGGGUGGUGAACUGAUGGCCACUCCCUUACACUGGGCCACAAGGCAAGGACAUCUGGGAAGUGUGACACUGCUAAUGCAGUAUGGUGCAGAUCCAUCAAUACGAGAUGCAGAAGGCUGUUCUUGCAUCCAUCAUGCCGCACAAUUUGGUCACACUGCCAUUGUUGCUUAUUUUGUGGCAAAAGGUGUCAAUGUGAACAUGCAAGAUAGAAAUGGUAUGACCCCUCUAAUGUGCAGUGCAUAUAAAGUUACAAGUUUGGAUCCUACUCGUUUAUUGCUGACUUUUGGUGCCUGUACAUCAAUACAAGAUAAACUUCAUGGAAAUACUGCUCUUCAUUGGGCUAUAUUAGCACAGAAUCAUACCUCAAUAUCAACACUCAUUAGUCAUGGAGCAAGUCUUGAUAUUGCAAACAUGCAGGGUGAAACACCAUGCAGUAUGCUUUUGACACACAAAAAUUCAUCGUGGGUUGGAAAAAAAGUAUUAGAAAAGCUGCAGGAACAUUCAAACUCAAAAAGGCGUAAUCUAUGUCAUCGGUUUACCAAAGACAAGCGCUUAAAAUUUUGGUGUAUGGUGACUACCCCAUUUCUUGCAUUUUAUAUUGUUGGAAUAAUUCUGCAAUCAAAUCAACAGUAUUUAGUUAAGUUGGGGAUGUUAGUUGGUUGUUACAUUGUACUACACUUUGCUGGACAAGUGUUAUUUGAUGAUCGCCUAAUGAACUUAUUACCAAUGUCUAUAUACUUAGCUACUAAGUUCUGGAUGUAUGUCACAUGGUUUGUAUGGAUUGCUCCAAGUGUUGACUUGUGGCUCUCUGCUUUGUUCAUUGGCUGCUCAUUGAUACUUUGGUAUAAUUUUGUGCGAGCUUGGAGAGGAGAUCCUGGAGUUCUCAGUAGUAACCAAGAACAGAAAUAUAGGACAAUUAUCGAACUUGCAGAGCGGGGAGGUUUUGAACCUCAGGGCUUCUGCAGUACAUGCUUAGUUCGAAGGCCAGUAAGAUCUAAACAUUGCUCAAUAUGCAAUCGAUGUAUAGCUCGUUUCGACCAUCACUGCCCUUGGGUUGGUAAUUGUAUUGGGGCAAGAAAUCAUCGUUUUUUUAUUGGUUAUCUUAUUAUGCUAUUGGUGAUGUGUGUGUUUGUGGUAUAUGGAUGCUCAAAAUUUUGGCAUAUCAUGUGUGAUCUCCCAACUGGAUUUUGGGAAGACAUAGUCACCAUUGCAAAAUGUGACGCAUGGGUUGCCUGGGUGGCUGCCAAUGGUGUUCUGCAUUCAGUAUGGGUUGCUACUUUGUUUUGUUGCCAGAUGUAUCAGAUUACAUGCCUUGGUAUGACGACGAAUGAAAGAAUGAAUAGUGGUCGUUACAAACAUUUUCAUACAACGGGGCGGAUGGGUACUGCAGAAAUGCGAAGUCCUUUCCAUCGAGGCUGCUGCCAAAAUCUAAUAGAUUUUGCUCAGAUUCGUUGCUUUGGAUUACUGAAGCCAGACGACACGGAUUGGAUGACACGAUAUGAUGUCAAGCAACCAGUGGAACAAGUUCCUUUGCUAUCAUCAAAGGAAAACUAUCAAUAUGUGUAAACCUUCAUUCUGGAGCAUUUUGAUGAUUUGUUUCAGAAAAUAUAUUUUUAAAUAUCUAAAAUUCAGUGUGAGCUCUUCAUCUCUCUCUCUCUCUCAACCUCUAUUAUCAUCUCACCUUUAUUGAUUGUAUGUAGGUGUUGUGCAUAUGUAAUAACAUGGUUUAUCAGUGUAUAUGAAAUAUCAUUACCUUUGUGUAUUCACGUAGUGUCUUAUUCUUAUAGCCUCUUGUUGACAUUUUCAAGUACUACUUUACUCAAUGCUUCACCCUGUGUGCAGAAAUUUUGCUUAAGUACAGAAUUUUUGGAGAAAGUUCAUUGCCUUGAAAUUUGUAUUCUUAUUCAGCAUAAGUAAUUGUAAUAUUAAAAAAUUUGCAAUAUUGCUAUUGUAGAGGGAUAUGGAUGUGGACAAGGCAUGAUAUUAAUAUAUUAUAACCUGUUUAUUAAUAAGCACAUUUUUCUUUCAAAAAACUUGUAAAUGUGUAUAUAUUUUGUAUUUCUUUACACCUUGUAAGCAUAUUAUAGUUGCAAGAAACUAAAAAACAUGACAAAAUGAAUAAAUUCAGUCAACUUAUAAUCUUUGCACAUGACAGAGCUACAAAUUAAUUUUUAAUAUUGUAUUUAUGCAAUGAGGAGAUGUUUGAUUGGCUGAUGAACAUUUAUCUGGGAAUGCUCAGUUAUUGUAAAUAUAUCCUCUUUAAUUUGUGUCUGUUGAAUCCAGUGGCAUUUUGUGUUUAAUUAGGCUCAGAUAGUAUUGAAGUUUGUGCAAAAAAUGUGUUCAGUAAAAUAUGUUAAAUCCUGUGUAUUUCUUAUAACAUUAUUUAAAAGGGAAUUGUAAAAAUAACAUUUUUUACAUAUGAAUCAACCCUUUUUAAAGAUAACUUGCUAUCAAGAAUUUGACAUGUUAUGUUUUAAAUUUCUUGAUCAAUAGAUACAAUCAUGUAAUUUAAUUAGUUCCAAUUUGCAUUGUCUGCAGUACAUUUUUAAUUCUACUUGAGGUCUAAAAGUCAAAAAUAUUGUAUGAAAUAGAAUAUUAGAGUAAUCUCACUGUUUGUAUUCUGUUUUUUAAGCAAUCUGAAGACAAUGUGAGUGUUAUAAGACUCACGUGGUUUGUCCUGCAUCCAUGGAGACUCAAUUUUUACCCCUGAAUUCACAUCACUCUAGUUUGUAGCCCAAAUUACAAACAAUGAAAUCAGUAGUGUUUGUGAAAAAGAUUGGUCUCUUGUAGGUGUCUUGCAAGACUACAUUAAUGCUUUGAGUUAUUUUCACUGCAAUUAGGUGCUGAAAUAUUUAUAUAGAAUAUGAAAUAAGGGUUAUAGAAUGACUGGAAAUACCUUAAUAUUCCUCCUUUUAUCCAGAAUGCUCUCCUUCAUAUCAGUCAGUUAAUAUAGAAACGUUUUAUCUUCCAAAGCCAUUAUCUCAAUGCAUAUUUUGCCUCUCAAUAAUACAUAAUGAUAAAUCCAUUAGUCUAAUAGUAAAAAAAAAGAAAGAAAGGGAAAAAAAAGAAAAAGAAAUGCUUGUGAAUCAUUCCCUCCCCAUGAUCUUGCCACGUGGCUUAUCUUCAUUAAAAUGAACUUUUGAAAUAAUGUAAGUGUAAUAUAUUUAUAUAUAAAUAAUAUAUUUAUGUUAUUCUCCAAAACUAGACUGAGAAAUCAUAGUAUUCUAGGCAUUGAUUCUAGGUCUGAUUUGUACAAUAUAAAUAAGAGUUGCCAGUUUUACCAGAGGGAAGUGACACUGGAUUCUUCAUGUCAAUAUUUUUUUGUAACUUAAUUGAUGAUUAAUCCUUAUUUUACAUGACACAACGAAUAACUGAAGAUAAAAAUUGAAAGUAAGACAGUAUUAAUGAGUUUUACAAUGUUCUUUAAAUUUGCGAUUUCUUGUUAAGUAACUGGUCAUUCUCCUGCAAAAAUACUCUUCAGAUAACAAUUUAAAAUGUUUAACAUUAAUUCCUUGGUAAUGACAACUUAAUAUAACAGAUGUGCUUGGAACCGCAUUUUGUAAAGAAGAUAAACUUAAGAAGUAAAAUAUGUGUUCAUUGAUGAUGAUGAGGUACCUAAUGUAGUCUGUAUGAUAUUUUGUUAAGAUGUCAUUUCUAACGAAAAAUAAGAAUAAUAUAAUAGUUUAUUUAAGUCCUCAUUACAUGAAUUAAUUGUUUCAUUGCAAUUUCACUAGUUAUUAGUAGAUAUAGUACAUACAUGUGUACUAUAUGACAGGUCAUAAAAAGAAUGAAACUACGGAGUUGCAAGUGGUUGCAUUUAUGAUUGACAUUUUUGGUAUUGUAUGAAAAUCUUGGCAGCAGCAGCUCUGCACUGUGCCUUGUAUAUUUGGCUACAACUUGCUGUGUUGCUUUGCAUGUUUAGUUUUCCUGAUGGUUUACAUAUAAAUGUAAAAGGUUUUAAAUGAUAGUUGUGAUGUGUGUUGAUGACGCAAUUGGUGGGAUAAAACAUGCUAAUCUUUUCAUAUCAAUAUAUCUUUGACUCGAGUGAUGAAGCCAAUAAAUCAACUUAUGAAAAUAUGAUUUUACUACUGGAUUUUCGCAAUCAUUCUCUUCGUUUGUGAAUAAGAUGAAAUAAAUUCCUUCUGGCUCUGAUUACUGAGGUCCAGUAUAUAAAUAUAAUGGAUAAUUGCAUAUGUAUAUACAAACAAAUAUCGUAAAAUUAUAAACCUUAACAAGACAUGUUGUGUUGUGUGAUUAUACAAGCUGUAACAAUGAUUUGAAGUCAUGUAUUAACUUAUAAUUUGAGUUGUCUAUUAAUUUACACUAAAAGAUUGGUGUAAAUAAUCAUAGAUGGGAAAGUAGGUCGCUUCCCUAUAAUAUUUAGUUUUGACAAGUUAUCAGCUUAUUCAUGAGAGCCAAAGAAUAUUGACCCAUCAGUUUGUAAAUUGGUUCUAUGUAUAUCCUUCUUGUUUAAAAAUAAUUUUCAUUGCAUUGUUAAUAUUUAGUGUGAGUGUUGUGAAUAUAUUUCUCAUGAGAAUGUAAUUUGAAACUUAUGUCAAAUAUGCAAAGAGAAUAUCCAAUGGCAUAUCUGAACUUACCUGUUUCUAGUCAAGAAAUAACAUGAGUUAUUGAGUGAGCCGUCAAGGGAGUCAGAUGUGGUUGGUGCAAGUUGUUAUAUUAUUGAUUAUAUGAGAUCAGACAUUGUUAUUAAAUAAAUAUAGUGGAUAAAAUUAGGUAUGUAAUGCAGUUUGGUCACAUUUUAGAAUAUUCUGGGAGAUAAUGUAAUAUGAAUUACAGUAUUCUAGCAUGUUAAAUAAUAUUAAUUAAGUAACUUUUGGUGUAAUUUUUAAAGUUGUAUUUUAAUCUAUAGAGCAUGCUUUUAACAUCAUUGUAACAAAUGAUGUUUUGGAACUUUCAAUGUUAGAGAAAAUAAAUUGACUGGUGAAUUUUAUUUUUUUACCAGGCCAGAUGUAGAUUAUUUGCUUGAAACCAUUAAGUCUAAUGAUAACAUUAUUUGGAUUGCAGAUUUGUAAUUUUGCCCAACUCUGGUAAUUAUUUUGAUUUAUUUGCAUAUUUUUAUACAUUUUACUGUGACACUUCUUUUAGUUAUUCAUCGAAAGUUUCAAAAACUUACAUACAUUUUGGACAGUAUACAUUCAAGUUGCUAGCUUUUGUGUUAACUCUUUGACUUGCUCCAUGGCAGAUGCCCAUAUAAGAGAUUUUUAUUGCAAAAAUGAGAAUUUUUUAAAACCUGCUAUAAUGAAGCACAUGAAAUAAUUUUCCAAAUUAUACCAAAUAUGUAUUUUCAAGAAGUCAAGAUAAAUGCAUUAUAUUUUAUAUUAUAAAGGACCCAGUAGAUUUAUUUUGCAAGGAAUUGUGACAACAGUUACAAAAAAAAAAUUACAAAUUCAUAUCUGACAAUAGAUUGUUGUUACCACUUUCAUAAAUAAGAUAUUUCUUGUAUAUUAUGUGCCAUAUUUACACACUCUGUUUUAAUUGAGCCAGGAGGAAAAACAUUACUGGUAACAUGAAGUCAUACAGCAAUCAAGUCAUUUUUUUUAUUGUAACGACCUGAUUUGAACUUUUAAAAAGUUGUCUCAUUGCCAUCAUGUCCAGGAAGGAAUGAAUGAAUAAUUUGUAAAAAUGAUGGAAGGAAGAAAUUCUAAACAUAAUUAGGACUUGUGGCUUACAAGUUGAAUUGUUGAUUUUUGAGUAUAUGAGAACAUCUGAAGAGAUGUUUUGGAUGGAACUUAAUUGUUUUGUAUUAUUAGAAAAACUACCUUGACAAAUGAAAAUAAUGUAAAUAUGUGUAUACAAUCAGACAUAUUAAUUAAAAUUUUUUUGAAGUACUAUGUUAAUAAGUUGAAUUUAUGUAGUACUUUUCAAUAUGCAUAAACUGUACAUUUGACACAUCAUUCCAUUAAUUGUAGUUUUUCCAGAGAGCAAAUGCUUUAUUUUCUAUAUUUAUUGUUUCUUUUAUGACUUUAAAAAAAUAAAAUUCUUUCUUUUGGAAUUGUUGAAUGUGUAAAUUCAGAAUUUUUCUGUUUAAUAAAAAGACAGUUUAACUAUAAAUGCUUUACUACGUUGUGCAGAGUAAAGUUGAAAAAGUGUUUGUAGCACUGUUUCGAGAACUGGAUUGAUAUUAUUAUCAGCAAAUGUUUAGCUGCUCGAUCAGAUGGAUAUUCAAAUAGAACAUUGCUAGUGAUAAAAAUGGCCACCAUAAUCUACCGAUUUGUUAAAUUCUAAAUAAGAAUUACAAGUAAUUUACAAAUGGUGCUGAUAGUUUGGCUUCCUUUCUGAUGAACUGUUAGAGAGAAAUUCUCAUCUUUAAAUUUGAUGACUCCGAAACCAAGAUUAUCUUUGACUUGUUUUUUUAAAGUUUUUUUACAAUUGUCCAAACAGAAAAAAGUGCAUCAUUUUAUUUUAUUUUAUUUUAUUUUUUU